Grosmannia clavigera kw1407 is the source of this 1977-nucleotide messenger RNA. Its product is annotated as ABC1 domain containing protein. The transcript has a single exon. The coding region runs from base 1 to 1977 and encodes 658 amino acids. The record is from RefSeq and is a predicted model, not a curated record. Lineage: Eukaryota; Fungi; Ascomycota; Sordariomycetes; Ophiostomatales; Ophiostomataceae.
AUGUACCGUUCUGCAGGGCCGCUGCUGCGGAAGGGCGUGGCCCCGAAUGUCUGCAGACAACGUCGGCUGGUGCAGUCGGGUGGAGGCCCGUUCCAGCCGCUACGACCACCAUCGCCAGAUUCGCUGGGAGCGCCACGCAAGGCGCGCGAGUAUGUGCGGACACGCCGUUGGGGCCGGCGGCUAGCAACAGCAGCAGCGGUAGGCGGCGUGGGCUAUGCGGUGGACCGACAGGUGUACGGGUCAGGGAUGGCACGAUCGCUGCGGACAUUUGGGACAGGACUCGUGGUGGCGCUGGACUACAAGAUCAACUUCCGGGCAAAGCCGCUGCCACUGAUCGGGACACCCGGGGAAGCAUCAGACCUGCACCGGCGCAACGCAGAGCGGCUGUUUGAGCUGCUACGCCACAACGGCGGACUCUACCUGAAGAUCGGACAGGCGAUUGCGAUGCAGAGCGCAGUGCUGCCGCCCGAGUUCCAGCGCAUGUUUGCACGCAUGUUUGACGACGCGCCGCAGGUCGGCUGGGCGGCAGUCGAGCAGGUUGUGCGCGCCGACUUUGGCGGACGCUCGGUUGAGGACGUCUUCGGCGUCAGCUUUUCCGGCGAGCCAGACAGAGGCGUGAUGGAACGCACGGCACGGGCGAGCGCAUCGGUGGCCCAGGUGCACUGGGCACGGCUGGCAGACGGCCGCGAGGUGGCGGUCAAGAUCCAGAAGCCGGAGAUUGCCAAGCAGAUCGGCUGGGAUCUCUGGGCGUUCCGCGUCGUGGCCACGCUGUACUCGAAGUGGUUCGACCUGCCGCUGGACACGCUGGUGCCCUUUGUGGCCGACCGGCUGCUGCUGGAGACGGACUUUGCCAACGAGGCCGACAAUUCCGAGACCAUGCGGGCGCUCGUGGCCGGCGAGCCAACCCUGCAGGCCCGCGUCUACGUCCCGCCCGUGUACCGAGAGCUGUCGUCCGGACGGGUGCUGACGACCGAGUGGAUCGAGGGCGUCCGGCUGUGGGACCAGGACGCCAUGACGCGGCCAUGGCGCGGCCGUGCAGCGGCUGGCUCGAUGGGCACGCACGGGGCCGCGCUCGAGCCGCCCGACAUGGCCGCACUGCGACAGGCAGCCCGGACAGCUCCCGGCGACGUCGGGCUGCUGCUCAAGCCGGAACGCAGCAGCUGGCUUGGGCCACGUGGCAGCGGCGGGCUCGGUGUGUCGGCCGCCGACGUCAUGACCACCAUGGUCGACCUCUUCUCGGCGCAGAUCUUCAAGUGGGGCAUCGUACACUGCGAUCCGCACCCGGGCAACCUGUUUGUGCGGCGACGUCCCGGCGGCCAGGCCGAGCUCGUGCUCAUCGACCACGGCCUCUACGUGCACCUGUCGCCGCAUUUCCGCCACCAGUACAGCGCCUUCUGGAAGAGCAUGCUCGUCCAGGACCACGCCGCCAUGGUCGAGAUCUGCCGCGACUGGGGCAUCCGGGCGCCCGAGCUCUUCGCCUCGUCCACGCUGAUGCGGCCGUAUGAAGGCGGCGACGACAAGACGCGUCGCGACAUGCUUGCCGACCUCGACGGCAAGACCCCGGCCGAGCGCCACUAUGCUAUGCAGGCCCGCAUCAAACAGGGCAUCCGCGACAUCCUCGCCGACGAGGAGCGCUGGCCCAAAGAGCUCAUCUUUCUCGGCCGCAACAUGCGCAUCGUCCAGGCCAACAACCAGCGGCUCGGCAGCCCGGUCAACCGCGUCAAGCGCAUGGGCCGCUGGGCCAGCGCCAGCCUGUACGAAGACCGCGACUUGCCGUGGCCCCAGCGCUUGGCCAGCGCCUGGCACCACGUCCUCUUUGGCGCCGUCCUCUCCCUGUCCGACGUCUUGUUCUACUUCUUCCGUCUGCGCCAGUGGCUGGGCCUCGGCGGCGGGCUCGAGGACGAGGUCGAGGCCCGCAUGAAGAACGUGGCCAAGGAGUACGGCGUCGAGCUGCAGCACGACGUCUUUGAGGGCUGA